Messenger RNA from Penicillium odoratum, 654 nucleotides. RefSeq lists its product as uncharacterized. The transcript has 2 exons. Lineage: Eukaryota; Fungi; Ascomycota; Eurotiomycetes; Eurotiales; Aspergillaceae. Bases 1 to 654 code for a protein of 217 amino acids. The record is from RefSeq and is a predicted model, not a curated record.
AUGGUACUUGGAGUCGUCAUGAUGGCGGCUAUGCUGCCGACCAUGAUUGGUAUAAAUGAGGCCACCCAGGGGUCACGAGAUCAGGAGGAAGCCCGUCGCACCACGGCCCGCAAGCAGCGUUCUCACCUAGUGGCCACCUGUGCUAUCACCCAAGGCACUUCGGAAAUGCGGUCACAGGUGCACAAUGCCCAAGUCCAAGUGGGUCUGGACGGCAAACUCUAUAUCACCAAACAUCCUAGCGCCACAAUGGUGCCUUUUAAUGGGGGUUUCUAUACACAUCCAGACUUCCCACCGAAUAACACAUCAGGGAUAGUAACCAUCAGUGGUGAGGAGGCCCCGACUCUUCGGUGGGUAUUUCUAGACGCCGACACGCAUGAGAUGCGUUGGGGUGGUCGUCCUGAUUCUCAGGGCCAUGUCUGUGGGCCCUUUGACUGGACAAAAGAUGAACAACAUAUCACUCUUGAAGGGUGGGAAGGGUGGCUGGCAGUGCGAUUGUCCGAGGAUGAGCUCCAGGAGCAGGCGGAGAAAGAGCUGGGGAUCGCCGGGCGUGAUGUUUGGCGAUUGUAUUUCGAUCAAAAUGACGACGGGGCCAAUUUACCAGAAGGGGCUAAGGGGCUGGAAAUCCGGCUGAAGCGGACGACGGCGGAGUCAUGA